UAAGACGGUCACUACCGGAGGACCGAGGAGUCGAGGAGGGGAAAUUAGAGAAUUGAGAAGCCUUCAUUGUUUCAUGCAAAGCUAAAAUUACCGUAUUGGCACGAAUAUAGCGUGGUGUAUUGUUCACAACAGGACAUUUGAAUGAGCAGGGGUUCGGUGUGUGGUCCAUAUGUGAGGACGACUAGAAAGUAAAUGCCAAUACGCAUUUACAACAGCAGACUACUCUUCAACGAAAACAUUUUCAAAAUUAGUGGAGCAAAGUACUUUCACUGACAACUUCCUACAAUGUCUGCAAGCGUAGAAGAAGAGGAAAAUCCACCAGAAAACAAGCAUGAAGAGCGGCUGUCCCGAGUGUUUGACGAAGUGAUGGGGCUUGGACACUUUGCUGACUCCUCCGGGGGCUCUGCCACCUCCUCCAGGAGUGAAGGUCAGGACGAGACAAAGGGAGUGGACACAACUUCAGCACAAGUGGAACAGCAACCGGUUGAAGAGGAGGAUAGCAACGGCAGCAGACAAGAAGAAAAGAUGGAAGAGGGGGCGGAAGAGUCUUCCUUACCGUGCAUUACCUCCCCUUCCUCCGUCCCAGGCUCAUCGUUUACAAUGGGAACCAAAGAAGUCGGAGGUGGCGGAGGAAGUGGAGGGGCAGCGUUUGAUGACGCACAGGAUGGACUCCCUGCGUUUGGGCCAGGAGAAGAAGAAGAAGACUGGCACUUUGCCCUGCCGUCGGACAGCCUGGGAGAUGUUAAUGUGGUAAAGGAUAAAAAAAAAAUGGCACCAGAAGUGGAGAUCAACGCCACACAACGCAAACCCUUCCCUCCUCAGCCCAGAGAGGUGGAGGACGUAAGCACAGAGUCUGCUAACACCUCCCACUCCUCCCAGGACCACACACCUGAAAACAGCCACGACGGGGGCAUCCAGGACCAGGCGGAGGAGACAGAAGAUAGCCAGGAGGGAGAGAGGACAGAGGUAGCUCCGAUGGAGGACAGUAGUCCCCCUCCUAUCAAUAUUAAAGAUGAACCCAUCGAUGAGGGCUACGACGCUGCGCUGCUGCCUCAGAGCUCCAUCAGACAGAUCAAAGAGGAGCUGGAGCAUCAGGAGGAAGAGCUGAGGAUCAGCUCCGUCUACUCUGUAGGUGGAGGAAACACCUUUUCGCCUACCGUGCCGUUAGCAAUCCCAGCCCCCCCUCAGACAACCUAUUUUAUCCAAGGUAGAGGGACCCUGCUACAAGCCAUGGCCCAGAUCCCGCUCAGAUCCCCUGCUUCAGUCCCAACCUCCCUCCCAUCCCUAAUUUCUGUCCCCCCACGCCAACCUCCGCCCUCUGUUCCCGGCAGCGUUCGCUGCAGCGGCUGCUCUAAGGUUCUGCUGAAAGGUCAAACAGCGUUUCAGAGGAAAGGCUCCACGCAGCUCUUCUGCUCCACAGUGUGUCUGACGGGCCACCUGCCUCCAGCCAACAAGAACCGAGUGUGCUUCCAGUGCAACAGGGAGAUCCUUCAGCCCAGGGACAUGGUCACAAUCCCCGGAGACAACAACACCCUCCUCAACUUCUGUGGCCAGUUCUGUCUGGCUGUCUUUAAAAACAAGAAGAAACAAGUCGAUAAGGUUCCUGAAAAACAACUGGAGAAGAAACCUGAGAGGCCACCUGAGAAACCAGCAGAGCCCCCCUCUGAUAUACCCUUCUGUGCUGUCUGCAAGAUCUCCAACAAGCAGAUUGAGCAUGAGGUCACCCAUCAUGGUACUCUGUACAGACUCUGUAGUGACAGUUGUUUUGUAACCUGGCGCAAGUCGCGGAAGUUAGCCAUGAACUGCUGUGAAGGCUGUGGACUUUACUGUAGCAGCAGCUCGGGCUCCUGUCAGACGCUCACUGUUGACAGAUCACAGCUCAACUUCUGCGGCCCUACCUGUAUCGGCACCUACAAACAGACCUGCAAAAAGACGGUGGAGUGUGUCUACUGUCACAAAAUCGCGAUGGUGUCCUCCACCAUCAUGGAAAGAGACCAAAAGGGCAAAGUCCAGCUUUACUGUUCGUCUUCAUGUGUUGAGCUGAGUCGACCCCCCCAACACAUUCUCACUGGUGCUGCGUUCCCCUGCUGCGAGUGCAAAGUGUCGGCUGUUCCUCAGUACCACCUGGCCAUGGUGGACGGGACCAUCCGCAACUUCUGCUCCUACGACUGCGUUUCUAUCUAUAGGAAGUCCGGUAACACCUCUCAGCCAGACCUGACCAAUGGAACCCCCGCUCUCAGGGACCCCAAAGCAGGACCCUCUGCCGGGGCCAGCUCAGUCCCUCCCCUCCCUCAGGACCACCCGUCUUCUGUAGCCUUCCCGGGCCACCAUCCCAGUCAUACCUCAGUGCCCCCGCUCGAGCCUCCCUCCCAGGCCCCCGCCAAAACGCCUGCUGUUCAGCCUAUGAAACCAGCAGAAGGGGGGCCCAAGGACAUAUCCAAGCUGACCUGCCAUCAGUGCAGCAAAGAGUUCAGCACAAAGCCGCUGCUGUUCAGUCACCAGGCCAGUAUUUCUAUGUUCUGCAGUGAGAUGUGCUGUGACCAAUAUAUAAGCCAGAAGAAUAUCCUGAUGCCGUGCGAGAUCUGCAAACGUGAGAAACGGCUCCAUGACACCCUCUGCUACAACCAACAGGACCUGUUUUUCUGCAGUGCCGACUGUAAAUCCGUGUUCAAACAUGAGCGGAUGGCUCUAUGCAAGGAUUCCUGCAGCUACUGCUCCGGCUUCAGCACCAAGAUGCUGCACAGCCACUAUGGAGGCCGGAUGGAGGAGUUCUGCAGACCCCACUGCAUGUCCCAGUACACUGUGCUCUACUAUGGGAUGGGUCGCUGUGACAGCUGCAGGAAACAGGGCUCCAUGACGGAGAAGCUGCAAUGUUUGGGUUCAGUCCGUAACUUCUGCAACCUGCCCUGCCUGCUGCAGUACUGCCAGCUGCACUUUGAGACCAGCCACAGCAGCAGCAACGGAACAGGAACUGCCCCACAAACUCCAUACGCUCCAACACAGCCCCACCAUUCCUCAAAGAUGAAUCCUGUCAUCGCGGAUGUGGUUUCUCUGGCCAACGGCUCUGCCACUCAGCCCAGUGUGUCAGCAGACACUGCUCUAACUGAAACACUUCCAACCACCAACAUUGACGGCAAGAAUCUAGACCACGCCAGCACUCAGACUGACGCCAUGCAAGGGCCUUCGUCCCGUCGCCGUCAAAUGAAGAACAAGUCAGUUCUGUGUCGGCCCUUCACUAUGGACCAGGAGAGCAUGUGCCAGCUGCUCUCCCCCUCUGCUGAGUCAGCAGGUGUGCUUCCCCCCUCAAUGAGUGUCUCAGUAGGGGGGGAGAAUGUGAGGGUGUUGCUGGUGCCAGUCCCAGUCCCAGUGCCCGUUUUCAUCCCAGUGCCCAUGAGCAUGUACUCCCAGUACACACCUUUUCCAAUGGCGAUUCCUGUGCCCGUUCCAGUACCUAUAGUAGUACCACCACAGAAGAAGGAGACGAGAGAUGCUGCAGUGCAGUCAGAGCCUCAGGCUGUGACGGAAGAAAAGCAGAGAGAUGUUUCCACUGCAGACCAGAUAAGUCCUCAUAGUGGGGACAUGGAGUCAGAGGUGGUCGCCCCCAUGAUCCGUGAAGUUGAAGAGACUGAAAAAACAGUACAGGCCGACCUGCCGCUAACUGUGAGUUCAGAGAGGAGCACGGAGUCAUCUGAUCCCCAACUAAGCACCCAGCCAGAGGUUACUACGACAACUAGCGAGCCUCCUACCACCAGUGCUGAGCUUCAACCUCCCUCCUCUCCAUUGAUGGACCUGGAGACUGAUAUCCCAACUGAGUCGUUGGAUCAGAAGCCAGCUGCUCCACAGAGAGGAGUGAAGCGAUCUAGAGACCCUUACUGCAGCCGGAAACGGAGUCGAAGGCGUACUGGCUCCUUGAACCACAGUGCAGUGCGGACUCCCCCCGCCUCCAAACUGAACCACGUGUACGGGGUUAAAGCCUGGAGAAGCUGGGUCCAACAACAGAACCAACAGCCCACAAGAUCCAACAUGGUGGAUGUUAAAGAGGACGUGCUUCAAUGUGACUCUGCUGAGCUCAGCUUCGCUCUGUCUCACUUCAUCACUGAUGUGAGACGGCCCAAUGGAGAGACCUACAGCCCAGACAGCAUCUUCUACCUCUGCCUGGGGAUACAGCAGUAUCUGUUCUCAAAGGGCCGCAUAGAGAACAUCUUCACUGACGAGCUCUACAGUCAGUUUACCACCAAGAUCAGCGGGAUGCUGCAACUCUGGAAACCUAAACUACUAGUACCGAGUGGUGCUGCAGUCUCCUCCCGGGUGGUGGAGUCCUACCUGUGGGAGUGUAAGCAGCUGGGCGCCUACUCCCCCAUCGUGCUGCUCAACACGCUGCUCUUCUUCUGCACCAAGAACUUCGGCUUCACCACUCUGGAGCAGCACCAGAGCGUCUCCUUCAUCAACUUCACCCGACUCUCCAAACCCUGCAACAAAGCCGGAAAAGUCCUCUACCUCCGAUACCAGCGGAGCAGCAAGGACCCCCACCGCACAGAACGAUAUAGAAAAAGGCAGGGAGAGGAAGAGAUGCUGGAGAUGCUUGAAAAUGUCGCCAACCCUCUACACUGUCCUGUCAGGCUUUACGAGUUCUACCUCUCCAGAUGCCCGGAGUCGGUGCAGACGAGAAGCGACGUGUUUUUCCUGCAGCCGGAGGAGGUUGUGCACACUCACAGUUCCCUGUGGUACAGCUGUCAGCCACUGGAGGGCGCCACUCUGCAGAGCAUGCUGUCUCGCAUCUUAGCCGUCAGAGAGGUGCACCAGGGGCACGGAGCAGCCUCGGCCCCCGCUGAUGACGACGCUUUACCGUGAGGGGGGACUCUGCCUGUGAUAUUCUCCACUGACGUACAGGUUAAAGGGAAUCACUGGUGACCCAGCCCCCUUUAUUCAGACAAAGACUGACAGGUGUUUGAACUGGGCACACAGAAGAGAAAGACAAUUAAAACACAUUUGAAGAACAUUU
Molecule: messenger RNA, 5002 nt
Organism: Trematomus bernacchii (emerald rockcod)
Lineage: Eukaryota; Metazoa; Chordata; Actinopteri; Perciformes; Nototheniidae
Product: zinc finger MYM-type protein 4
Exons: 29
Coding region: 286-4851 (1521 amino acids)
Molecular function (GO): zinc ion binding
Source: RefSeq, a predicted model, not a curated record